This is a messenger RNA of Balaenoptera musculus (blue whale), 2473 nucleotides long. It is a transcript of the gene NUCB1, whose product is annotated as nucleobindin 1. Bases 313 to 1686 code for a protein of 457 amino acids. The transcript is spliced from 13 exons. NCBI's taxonomy places the organism in Eukaryota, Metazoa, Chordata, Mammalia, Artiodactyla, Balaenopteridae. Gene Ontology annotation, cellular component: extracellular exosome; endoplasmic reticulum-Golgi intermediate compartment. The record is from RefSeq and is a predicted model, not a curated record. Gene Ontology annotation, molecular function: calcium ion binding.
GGCCCAACAGGGAGUUGUAGUUCUCUUUGAAAGUCUCCGUUCUUUCGCCUAAAAAGCAGGAUAUGUGGCGUCAAAAGGUAGGGCUUCCGAGGAAGGAGGCUCGACUUUCGAGAAAAGGCCAGCGACUUCGACAAGGGGCGGGGCCGCUAGACAGGGGCCCGAAACCUGGAGCCAGCGUGGACCAAUCAGGCUGCUGAGAGCGGUUCCUCUGCGGGGAAAGUGGGCGUGGCCUAGGGGGGAAAUCGCAGAGAACACACCGGAGGUCCUAGCCCAGGAAAACGCCCUCUGCGGUGAAGGAGAGACCACGCCGCCAUGCCUCCCGCUGGGCCCCGUGCAGCCCUCCUUCUCCUGUCACUUCUGCUGCUGCUGCGCGCUAUUCUGACCGUGCCCCUGGAGCGGGGGGCGCCCAAGAAGGAGAAUCCCGCGACCGAAAGCCCCGACACAGGCCUGUACUACCACCGGUACCUCCAGGAAGUCAUCAACGUGCUGGAGACGGACGGACACUUCCGGGAAAAGCUGCAGGCCGCCAAUGCUGAGGACAUCAAGAGCGGGAAGCUGAGCCGGGAGCUGGACUUCGUCAGCCACCAUGUCCGCACCAAACUGGAUGAACUCAAGCGGCAGGAGGUGUCGAGGCUGCGGAUGCUGCUCAAGGCCAAGAUGGACGCCCAGCAGGAGCCCAAUGUACAGUUGGAUCACCUGAGCCUCCUGAAGCAGUUUGAACACCUGGACCCUCAGAAUCAGCACACAUUCGAGGCCCGGGACCUGGAGCUGCUGAUCCAGACAGCCACCCGGGACCUUGCCCAAUACGACGCAGCCCAUCAUGAAGAGUUCAAACGCUACGAGAUGCUCAAGGAACACGAGAGACGCCGUUAUCUGGAGUCCCUGGGAGAGGAGCAGCGAAAGGAGGCAGAGAGGAAGCUGGAAGAGCAACAGCGCCGGCACCGAGAACACCCCAAAGUCAAUGUGCCUGGCAGCCAAGCCCAGUUGAAGGAGGUGUGGGAGGAACUGGAUGGAUUGGACCCCAACAGGUUUAACCCCAAGACCUUCUUCAUACUGCAUGAUAUCAACAGUGAUGGUGUCCUGGAUGAGCAGGAGCUGGAGGCCCUCUUCACCAAGGAGCUGGAGAAGGUGUAUGACCCAAAGAAUGAGGAAGAUGACAUGCGGGAGAUGGAGGAGGAGCGGCUGCGCAUGCGGGAGCACGUGAUGAAGAACGUGGACACCAACCAGGACCGCCUCGUGACCCUGGAGGAGUUCCUUGUAUCCACGCAGAGGAAGGAGUUCGGGGACACCGGGGAGGGCUGGGAGACAGUGGAGAUGCACCCUGCCUACACGGAGGACGAGCUGAGGCGUUUUGAGGAGGAGCUGGCUGCCCGGGAGGCAGAGCUCAAUGCCAAGGCCCAGCGCCUCAGCCAGGAAACCGAGGCUCUGGGGCGCUCCCAGGGCCGCCUGGAGGCCCAGAAGAGAGAGCUGCAGCAGGCCGUUCUGCAAAUGGAACAGAGAAAACAACAGCAGCAAGUCCACAACAACCCAGCACCCGGCCCCGAGGGACAGCUCAAGUUCCACCCAGACACAGAUGAUGCACCUGUCCCGGCUCCAGCUGGUGACCAGAAGGAUGUGGAUCCUUCAGAAAAGAAAGUUCCAGAACAGACCCCUGAGCUGCCCCAGCUGGAGUCACAGCACCUGUGAUCCUUCUGGGACCCCAGUACUCUGGGUUCCUACUGAAGCUGAUGGGAGGGGGAUGAGGUGUCACAAUCAACCUCCUUUGGGGGCCUGGCAACACCUGUGGCCUGCUGGGUGGGGUGGGGUGCGGGGUCAGGAUGGCACUUUCCAUAUUGCUGCCCAAGCCCUGUAUCUGCUGCCUCAGCUUCCACAGCCUUCCAGUCUGUGGUCCCUUCUUUCUGUCCCCCUCCGAGGGACCUGCCUUCGCUUGUCCAGUCAAGUGCUCACUGGCUCAGCCUACCUUAGGGAAGCCCCCUCCCUCCCAAAAGGGUCUGCUCCAUGCCUGCCUUUCUAGUUGGUUUGGCCUCAAUGCCCAGGUUGUGGCCACUCUGGCAUCCUGCAUCCCCACAGCUACUGGAAUCCUGCCUGCUGCUCUGGGCCCAGCUUCUGUUGGUUUAUGGGGCUUGGGUGGUCCCUUAAGACCUUUCUCUACCUUUUGUGGGACCAGCGAUGCCUCAAAAACAGUGUCUCCCCCACGGCUGGGUGUGAGGGCCAGAAGAGUCCUCAGCAUAGCUGAUCACCUCUCAUACCAGGAGCCCUGACUCUCCUGACCCCUGGCUUCCAGCCACCUCAGCCUCCUCCCUGACAUCUUGGCCCCUAGCCCCUUCCCCACACAACCCCAGAAGGGUCACAGAGCUGACUCCACCCCAGGAUCAGGUUCCAGCCCCUCAGCCUUUCUGGCCUUAUCUCACAUGGCUCCCUGCCCUGCUCUGUACUCUGGUUCCAACCAAAUACACCUUCUGGAACAAAUCCA